Molecule: messenger RNA, 834 nt
Organism: Procambarus clarkii (red swamp crayfish)
Lineage: Eukaryota; Metazoa; Arthropoda; Malacostraca; Decapoda; Cambaridae
Source: RefSeq, a predicted model, not a curated record
AUGUCUUCUCAGCUCACGAGACCUACGGGUGCCCUCGAGGAGGAGCAGGACCUUAAACCUUUCCCUUUCUGUGUCUCAGGUCUGAGCGUGAAGGUGGAGGAUGAGAACCCAGGAGCAGCUCCCCCGCCCCCGUCCACCACCCCCACGCCCUCCAAGACGCCUACGCCCAUCAGCCCGCCCCCGCCACAGGGCAAGAGGGAGCAGGAGGCCAGGGAGGAGACCUCACACCAGAAGGUGAAGCAGAGACGCUCGCGGACCAACUUCACGCUGGAACAACUGAACGAACUGGAGCGGCUCUUCGACGAGACCCACUACCCGGACGCCUUCAUGAGGGAGGAACUCUCCCAGCGGCUGGGGCUCUCAGAGGCUAGAGUGCAGGUGUGGUUCCAGAACCGGCGAGCCAAGUGUCGCAAGCACGAAAGUCAGAUGCACAAAGCCGGGAUGUUGCUCUCCCCCACAUCUGGCGCUGCAUCGCCCAUGAGCGUGAUGUCCUCGGCGGGCGUGGGUCUGGGCGGGGGCGGCAGCGUGGGCGUGCCCCUGGAGGCGUGUCGGGUGGCGCCCUAUGUCUCCCCAUUACGCCUUCACCCGUCUCCCUACGACAGACUGCCAGGCCUUCCAACUCUCUCCCUCGACCCCGCCCUGCUCUCCGCCGCCCACCAGUACGCCGCAGCUGCCGUUUCGCUAAGUGCGAGCCCGCACCCCACCUACCCUCUGGCCCUCUCUGCUCUCGCCGCGGCCGAGAGAGUCUCAUCCAAGAACUCCUCCAUAGCUGAGCUGAGACUCAAGGCUCGUAAGCACGCCGAGGCUCUGGGACUCACCAUGCCCCAGACAUAA